Messenger RNA from Ochotona princeps (American pika), 1568 nucleotides. It is a transcript of the gene TMIE, whose product is annotated as transmembrane inner ear. Lineage: Eukaryota; Metazoa; Chordata; Mammalia; Lagomorpha; Ochotonidae. The transcript has 4 exons. Bases 492 to 956 code for a protein of 154 amino acids. The record is from RefSeq and is a predicted model, not a curated record.
GCCCAGUGACCAGAGCUGCCUCUGGGCAGGAAGCCAGGCCAGCAAGCCCAGGACAUCCCCGAGCGCCUGUCACCAUGGCAACCCGGGCUCUGGACUCCCCCCUCCCCACAUCCAGUUCGUUUCUCAAAGGCCGACUUCAAGGCGAGGAGGGCCAGCCCCUUGCCUGCUCCCGACUGGGGAAGGGAGGGGGACCUGUUGAUGCAGGAGCUGACACCCCCACCUGUGGCGCCCCUCCCUACCCACCCCCACUUCCUCGCCCGCACCUCUGCUGUGUGCCCGGGGCCGGAGGGGGUCUGCAGCCUUCCUGCCCCACCCGCAGUGUGAAUGCGGACGAGUGGCACAGGAAUCCGACACCCAUGAUGAAUUAAUGAUGCCCGCUAGCCCGCCCGCGCCGACGCUCGCCGCCGCCGCUCCUGAGCGCCACCUGGCUGGCCAGGGGCAUCACCCGGCUCCCCUGGGCGGCCGCAGCCGCGCGCGAGGGCGCCGCGAAGAUGGCGCGGCCGUGGCCCGGCACGGGGCCCCUCUGGGCGCUGGGCGGCACGGCGCUGGGGAUCUGCCUCGCGGGGGUCGCCGGGCAGCUGGUGGAGCCCAGCACAGCUCCGCCCAAGCCCAAGCCGCCCCCGCUGACCAAGGAGACGGUGGUAUUCUGGGACAUGCGCCUGUGGCACGUGGUGGGCAUCUUUUCCCUCUUCGUGUUGUCCAUCAUUAUCACCCUGUGCUGCAUCUUCAACUGCCGUGUGCCACGUACCCGGAAGGAGAUUGAAGCCCGCUACCUGCAGCGGAAGGCGGCCAAGAUGUACACGGACAAGCUGGAGACCGUGCCGCCACUCAAUGAACUCACGGAGAUCCCGGGAGAGGAGAAGAAGAAGAAGAAGAAGGACAGUGUGGACACAGUGGCCAUCAAGGUAGAAGAGGAUGAGAAGAAUGAGGCCAAGAAGAAGAAAGGGGAGAAGUGACAGUGUGUCCUGCAGGUGGCAGCAGGGCUGGCUGGCCCUGGAGCUCAGUCCGCAUGCCAGCUCCCAGCUCAGACAUGGCCCCCAGCGGGCCAGAGGUGGAAGCCCACAGCUGUGUCCUCGGAGCCCAGCAGGCGUCUGCCCGAACCCCGCUGCUCUCAUGCCCUCUUGUGGGCACUCUGCUCGGCAAAGGGGUCCCCGUGCCAUUGUCGCCAUUGUCCCUCUGCAGAGCACACUACUACAUUCCUCACCCAGACGGGCCUCUGCCCAGCCUUUCUGCAAGGGACAGCAGUGGCUGUGAUCGAGUGGCCCAGUGUGGGGCUCUGAGGUUGCCCCCAGCUGACUGUGAGCGGGAAGAACUGGGACAGCAGGGACAGAGGCCUCCAGCCGGGCCAGACAGCUACCAGGAGACUGCCCGCUCCUGGCCGGGGUGCCAGCCCAGAGGAGCCAGAGGAAGGCUGUAGGAGCAGGGAAGAAGCAGGGGCCUGGGCCUGCUGGCCUGCAUUCAGGGGGCCCUGCGGCUGUCCCCACGGCCCUGUCCAUACCCGCUGGGGUCUCUGCCCAGGCUGGCAUCCAUACAUCUUCCGCCUACUGAAUAAAACAGCACACAGCUUC